This is a messenger RNA of Talaromyces proteolyticus, 660 nucleotides long. Its product is annotated as putative Rho GTPase Rho 2. The transcript is spliced from 3 exons. Gene Ontology annotation, molecular function: GTP binding; GTPase activity. The record is from RefSeq and is a predicted model, not a curated record. Lineage: Eukaryota; Fungi; Ascomycota; Eurotiomycetes; Eurotiales; Trichocomaceae. The coding region runs from base 1 to 660 and encodes 219 amino acids. Gene Ontology annotation, biological process: small GTPase-mediated signal transduction.
AUGAAAAUCACUCGUGAUGGCCCCUUGCCGCGAUUUUCAUUGUCCAGGGGACCCUUCAAACAGAAACAAUUGCAGCCGCUGACUUCUAUCCUUCACUCCAGAAAAUUGGUAAUAAUUGGUGAUGGCGCCUGUGGUAAAACGAGUUUGUUGAGUGUCUUCACACUUGGCUACUUUCCAACGGUCCCAACGGUAUUCGAGAACUAUGUUACCGAUUGCAGGGUGGAUGGCCGUUCUGUCCAGCUAGCAUUGUGGGACACAGCGGGUCAAGAAGACUACGAAAGACUGCGACCUUUGGCGUACUCCAAAGCACACGUGUUGCUAAUAGGCUUCUCUAUCGACACUCCGGACUCUUUGGACAAUGUGAAAACAAAGUGGAUUGAGGAAGCGAACGAGCGUUGUCCCGGUAUACCCAUUAUCUUAGUCGGAUUGAAGAAGGAUCUCCGAGAUGAUCCAGUCGCAGUUGAAGAAAUGCGCAAGAAAUCGUUACGGUUCCUGACACCAAAAGAAGGUGGUGAUGCUGCCGCCCAAAUCGGCGCUCGAAAAUACCUCGAAUGCUCGUCGUUAACUGGAGAAGGUGUGGACGAUGUAUUUGAGGCAGCUACCCGUGCCGCACUUCUCACAUUCGAGAAGCAACGAAACUCGUGCUGCGUCAUUUUAUGA